Nematostella vectensis (starlet sea anemone) is the source of this 1716-nucleotide messenger RNA. RefSeq names its product lysophosphatidic acid receptor 3. The coding region runs from base 159 to 1046 and encodes 295 amino acids. The record is from RefSeq and is a predicted model, not a curated record. The transcript has a single exon. Gene Ontology annotation, biological process: G protein-coupled receptor signaling pathway. Gene Ontology annotation, cellular component: membrane. NCBI's taxonomy places the organism in Eukaryota, Metazoa, Cnidaria, Anthozoa, Actiniaria, Edwardsiidae. Gene Ontology annotation, molecular function: G protein-coupled receptor activity.
AUUUUUGUGUUUUUUUUUUCUUGCUUGAAGUCGCCACUCAAAAAGUCACUGACUUUUAAGUGCAAGUCGCCUUUAUCGGUAACCUUUGUCUUAAAACAUUGUCUAUUGUCUUUUUAUUUUUUUUCUAUUUUAGACAUCCUCACUCUCUACAUGUUACCAUGGGUGUCAUACAUGAAUGGCAUACCUCACGACUGAAACCGCUGUACUGGGUCCUUAUCACAGAAGGGUUCAUUAUCUUCUUCUUCAACUCUCUCUCACUCGUCACCUUCGCCGCCAACCCAAACCUGCGCAGGCGCAGUGCGUACUUCCUAAUCAGUGUCGCCAUAGCCGACGCCAUGGUGGGGUUUGCAGCUAUCUUUUGCUAUGGUUUCAUCUUAAUGGAUGAAUACGCAGCCGGCUGGCGAUUCACUGGGGAGUUCCUCUGGAUUGCCUCCUCGUCUGCGUCUAUCAAUGGCCUGGUUUUGAUCGCUGUUGAGCGGCUACACGCCACAUUUCGACCAUUGCAUCAUCGGCGGGUGCUUCAACGCUUCUAUCACUGCGGAGUCUGUGUCCAGUGGAUCGUAGCGAUACCUCUAGGAAUAUGUUUCGCCGCCACCGCAAAUGCAAUAUUAGUUAUCUGGUUACGAAAUUUCGUAGCGUUUCUAAGCCUAGGGAUUUUAUGCAUCUCGUAUUUGAUCAUCUUCGUCAAUGUCAGCCGACAGCGCUUGCACCACGGUUCGCCAAACUCAACGAGGCGCGAUCGUGUGCUCGCGAAGACUCUCUUUAUUGUGACGGCUCUCUCGCUGGUCACGUGGUUACCAGACUUAUUGUUUCAUCUUGUUCCCGGAUAUACUGAGCAUCUACUUGUUCACGAGGUUUUGAUGGGUGUGAGGCUGCUGAAUUCUAUAGUCAAUCCCAUAGUUUAUGUGCUUCGUAUGCCUGACUUUAGGAAAACUUUGGCUAAGAUUGUAUAUCAUCCAUUGUGGCCGUGUAAAAAAGAUGAAGUCGUGGCAAUCAGUACCGCCGGUGAUCAUGCGAUGGCACAGGUAAACCGCGUGUUUAAUUGACAAAGGCGAUUGAAUCAUGCGGAGAUCACGUGAACAAUAUUGCCAUGGUGACUGCAGCUAGAAUGGUAGCACGUCCUUAACAAAAGAAGCUAUUAAUAUCACAUGCAGAUCACGUGAACAAUAUUGCCAUGGUGACGGCAGCACGAACUUAAUCACAUGUAGAUCACGUGGACAAUAUUUGACUAUGGUGAUUUACACCUGGAAUGUACGAUCAAUAUCACGUGCCUAGAUCACGUGAACAAUUUUACCAUGGUAAUGGUGAGCGUGCAUCACAAGGUACACAAUAACAUCCUGCACGGGUGAAAUAAGCAACGAUACCAUGGUGAUUAACGGCUUGAAGGCAACGAUACCAUGGUGAUUAACGGCUUGAAGGCAACGAUACGAGUAAUUCGUGAUCAGUAUGAAUCGGUAUCACGCGCUGGUCACGUGUCGCAGGUAGACCAAGUCCAGAAAUAUCGAGGUUAGGUAUCACGCCAUGCCGAGCAGAUCACGGGAACAAUGUAAACUAUAAGAUGCGUAACGUGCAUCUAAUUAUCAAGGGAGCGUCGGGGUCACGUGGCGAUCACGUGGCAAUCACGUGAACAUCGUUAGACUGAAGCACGGCUUAUAAAAAGUAUUUACAAAUGUAAUAUAUUUACAUUAAAUGGCAGUAAAAGGCCAGAUAGAUUUA